Molecule: messenger RNA, 1448 nt
Organism: Vitrella brassicaformis
Lineage: Eukaryota; Vitrellaceae
Source: the annotation of a GenBank genome assembly
CUGAAGCGCAAAGAACUCGCCGCGUGCCUUUGAAUUGGUUUUCUGUCCAUGAGUCUCAAUUGAUGAGGCUGAGCUCUCUUCAGCCAAGCUCUCGGGCUUUCUUUGAAGGUGAGAAAUCAGCCUGCACCCAAGGGCACGAUGCCAUCUCGCGAUGCCAUUGCGUCAUCAGGCAAUGCGCAUGCUCGCGGGUAUGAGUGUGUGAGCGGAGGGAGGUUCCUGACAUCGCACCGAGAGCAGCCGAACGUAAGCUACACUGUGAUAAAGCCUCAUGUCUUGUUGUUAUUGUUGUUGUUGCAGGUUGACCUUGAUCCCCCGGUGAUGAUCCUGGACCAGAUAUCUGCGGACUCUGUGCGGCUCACGCGGGCCGUCAGAGAUGGAACAGUGGGAGAGAUAAGAAACUACGUCAGUGCGCGCACAGAGAGGCAGCCGGCGUCUCCACUUGCACGAGUCUUGUUUCCUGUGUGAUGGAUGCAGGCAAAGGGAGGCAGCAGCAAAUCAGAAGAAGAGACUGAGGAGGACGAGCACGACAAACGACGAGUGUGUGAGCUCCUGCAGCCACAGGGCAUCGACUAUGCCUUUGGGGAGCCGGCCAGUCCCGCCACCAAGAGGCUUUUCCGGAAGGUCAUCCUGCGGAGCCUGACUGCGGCAGAGGAUGUGGCGAAACUGCUGGCGGAGGGCGCUACUGCAUGGAAUUCAUACAUUUAUUUCAUAUAUCCGGGCCCUGUGAGGGUGUCAGUCCUUCAACUGGUCAUCGUACAGGUACAGAAGAAACACCACAGGCUGCCUUCAUGCCAUUGCAAGCGGCGUUCUUCCUCCCUUUUUUGUCUUGCUCAGCUCGCCAUUGAUGAUCCAACCGAUUGCCGGUAAAGGAGCGUACACACCUGCUUACUCCCAGCCCCGGUCGUACCUUUUCUCUUUUCUGCAGAGACGACCCAAGGCAGUUUCCCCUGGAAGAAGCCAAGUGUCUGCAGCUCCCCAACUGGCCGUCCCCACAGGUGCAGACAGCCGUCCUCGACGGCAUGCUCACCUCAGAGAAGCACCUCAUCCAUCGUGGGGCCCUCACGAGGCUGCUGCGCUUCCCCGUCGACCUGGCCAACCCCGCCGCUAUGAGGUGUCUGCUCAAGCACUACGAUGGCACGCUGACGGGGCAGCAGCUGGUGUAUCUGCCGCGCAAUCCCCUCCCCUUGCGCAUGACUGAUGACUACGGCAGGGCGCUGCUGGACGUGUAUCGCUGUCUGCUCGAUCGGGAGCCAUCGCUGGCGUGCGAGGAGACAGGGACGCGGUGCAACGCCUUCCACAUGGCGGCAGUGAGAGGCGAUAUCGUGUCCAAGGACUUCCUGCACACAUACUUGGACAUGCUUAAGGACCACGGCGGCAACAUCAGGGGUUUGGACCUCGACCAGGCGACCCCGGUCCACGCGGCUGCGGCGUAUCAGAACUCGCCCUGA